AUCCGGAAACAAAUUCUUCCGGCGUACCCCGCGGAUCGGUUCGAGGGUGUCACCGCGCCACUCUCGUGUCGAUCCCGCGAUGGGUUUGUUGACGCUGGCCGUGAGGAAAUGCAACGGCAAGGCGAUCCUCCGUGAAGCCUGCGCCACCUGCUGCUGCUCUUCAUCUUCGUGUGGUGUCCGUGGCAAGGAACCGUCGACGCCUGAGUCGACAACGACGCCUGGUAAGAACAGGAGGGGGAUAAGGAAGAGGUUCUGGAGGAAGAAUAAGAAGAAGGCCGGCAGCAGGAAGGACUACGGCCCCUUCUGUGCCUGCGUCAGCCUCAGCGAGCUCGCAAGGCGCGGCGAGAGUGAGGCCAUCGCGGACCUAGUGAACAACAUCUCGUUAAAGUCAGAUGUUACCAGCCACGUGUAUGCGGCCGAGGAGAUUCUACGGAUCACCAACCAAAACAUUCCCAGCAGGGUGCUCACUUUCAGAGAGUUGUCCAACGCAACCGACAUGUUCAGCUGCAACAACCUGCUCGGUGAAGGCGGUUUUGGAAGGGUGUACAAGGGGCACCUCAAAGAUACCAACGAAGUUAUCGCCGUGAAGCAGUUGGACAAGGAGGGAUUCCAAGGGAACCGCGAGUUUCUCGUGGAGGUGCUGAUGCUUAGCCUCGUACGUAACCCCAACCUUGUCAAGUUGAUCGGGUACAGCACGGACCUCGACCAAAGGAUUCUCGUCUACGAGUACAUGCAAAAUGGCUCACUGGAGGAUCAUCUCCUAGAUCUCCCCCCAAAUGCCGUGGGACUCCCAUGGCAAACAAGGAUGAAGAUCGUGGUCGGUGCGGCCAAGGGCAUCGAGUACCUGCACGAGGUGGCUAACCCGCCGGUGAUCUACCGAGAUCUCAAGGCGUCCAACAUCCUCCUGGACCAAGACUUCAACCCCAAGCUCUCCGAUUUCGGGCUCGCCAAGCUCGGUCCCGUCGGUGACAACAGCCACGUCAGCACGAGGGUCAUGGGCACCUACGGCUACUGCGCCCCCGAGUACGCCAUGACCGGCAAGCUCACCAAGAUGUCCGACAUAUAUAGCUUCGGCGUCGUGCUGUUGGAGCUCAUCACCGGGAGGCGAGCGAUCGAUACCAGCAAGCCGACGGAGGAGCAAAUUCUUGUCCACUGGGCGGCACCUCUCAUCAAAGAUAGGCAAAGGUUCGUGAGGUUGGCCGAUCCAUUGCUAGAGAAGAAGUACCCGGUGAAGGGGUUGUAUCAAGCACUCGCGAUCGCCUCCAUGUGCAUACAGGAGGAAGCGAGCAGCAGACCCAAAAUCGGUGACGUCGUAGCCGCGCUUACCUUCCUGGCCGAACAGAAAUAUUGUCCUCCACAAGAAAGGCAAGCUGGUAAGAGAGCUAGCGAAGAUCCUAAAUCGCAGGCGAAGAGCAGAGAACGAGAUUGCAGCAAUCCUCCCAAAACAGACAUGGUUUCUGAGAUAAAGGCUGAUGAUGAAACGAUUCAUAGAUGACCAUAUGAUAGGAGAAUAAUGGCAAAGGGAGGAGAUGCAGCAGAACCAUAUAUAUAUAUAUAUCUGCUCUCUUGAAUUUCUUGUGUAAUGUACACCACAUAGGCAGGAUGUAACAACAUGUCGUCUUGACUCAUACUGAUUUGUUAGUCAAGACCUAAAUCUUCAACACCAAAAACCAAAACUUGUGCGGUCUAUUCCAAUGUUUGGUUUUUGAAAACAUUGUAUUCGUUA
Messenger RNA from Brachypodium distachyon (stiff brome), 1726 nucleotides. RefSeq names its product probable serine/threonine-protein kinase PBL23. Lineage: Eukaryota; Viridiplantae; Streptophyta; Magnoliopsida; Poales; Poaceae. Gene Ontology annotation, biological process: protein phosphorylation. Gene Ontology annotation, molecular function: ATP binding; protein kinase activity. The record is from RefSeq and is a predicted model, not a curated record. Bases 80 to 1495 code for a protein of 471 amino acids. The transcript has 5 exons.